GCCUCUGUCACUUCAGGAAGUCUUAAAGCUCUUGUGGUCAGCGUCAUGUAUAAGGACACGGCUCACUUUGUCGUGUGUAACUGACCUGUUAGGUGUUUGAAUCAUGACCAUCAUCUGGAUCAUCAUCUUCACUCUGACGCCUGCUGGACUCAGCGCUGGAACUGCUGUAACUGGACACAGUGGACAGUCAGUCCAGAUUAGAUGCUCCUAUGAUUCUGGAUAUGAGAACAACACGAAGUAUCUCUGCAAAGGAGAAUGUUCUGUCUGGAGACCUAAAGUCAUUCCAGUUCAGUCUGGAUCUGCUGAAGAUCAGAGAUUCUCUCUGGAUGACGACACAGCAGCCAGAGUCUUCACCAUCACCAUCACUGACCUGAGACCAGAGGAUGGAGGAAGAUACUGGUGUGUGGUAAAGAGGCCUAAAUCACUUACUGACCUUUACACAGAGAUCCUAUUACUGGUUAAAUCAGAAAUCGCUGAUGCUCCCCUUCACUCCACAUAUUCUCCUCCAUCAGUGCAGACACAAUCCACACCUCCCUCCAGUUCUCCAUCUACAGAGCAACAUUGGUCUAUUUGGAUUGCAGUGGGAGGAGGAAGCUUUGCCCUUCUGCUUCUUAUUAUUCUAAUGUGUAUCUACAGCUGUUUCCACAGGAUGAAGCAAAGACCUGCUGGAACUGAUCACAAUGAGACCAAACAGGAUGAUGUCCUCUACACCAACGUUACACCCAGCACAUCCAGACCUGUACAGGCUGCUGACUCUGCAGCUGCUGAUGUUAUGAAUGAUGAAGUGACCAGCACUGACCAGCAGGGGGAGCCCCAAUAUGCCAGUGUUACAUUCCACCACCACACUGCUGCCCCUGGGCCACCAACUCAGAAAGUAGAGGAGCCCUCACUGAUCUACAGUACAGUAAUAAAAUAUUAGAUCUGCUGAAGAGAGAGAGAGAGA
Molecule: messenger RNA, 943 nt
Organism: Pygocentrus nattereri (red-bellied piranha)
Lineage: Eukaryota; Metazoa; Chordata; Actinopteri; Characiformes; Serrasalmidae
Product: CMRF35-like molecule 5
Exons: 7
Coding region: 104-919 (271 amino acids)
Source: RefSeq, a predicted model, not a curated record